Leptinotarsa decemlineata (Colorado potato beetle) is the source of this 1023-nucleotide messenger RNA. RefSeq lists its product as uncharacterized. NCBI's taxonomy places the organism in Eukaryota, Metazoa, Arthropoda, Insecta, Coleoptera, Chrysomelidae. The record is from RefSeq and is a predicted model, not a curated record.
CAUUGUGAGAUUUGUUCAAAAUAUUACAAAACUGAGAGGUCUUUGAAGACUCACGAAAGGAAUUUUCAUAAACAAGAAAGACAAUUUUCCAAGAAUUUGUCAACACAUCAUUGUAAAACAGUAAAAAUCGAAAAUUACAAUGAAGAUGAAUCUGAUAUUCCAGAAGCAGGCAUCAAGAAUAACUUGAAUAUUAAUGAAGAAAAUAUAAAAUUUGAGAUUACGACCAAAAAUCUACUAGAUGAGGAUAUUACCCCAGAUAUAAAACCUUCUCUCAAACUUAUUCCAGGCACAGAAAUUCAAGAGGGUACAGAAACAGAAAAUGCAAUGAUAAAAGAGGAAAAAGACGAGCCCAAUAACGUUUCUGACGCCAAUCAUUUGAAAGUAUGCUGCAAGAACUUGUUUGAUUGUGAAAAUAGUUGUGGGCAACACCAAAAUACUGAUAAGGAGAAGAAACAGUUCAUUUGUAGAAUAUGUUCGAAGUCUUUUAAAAGAAAAGAUUUAUUGACAAAGCAUGAAAAGAUUCAUACAGGGAAAAAAUCUCAUCACUGCAAAUUCUGUUCUAAAUCUUUCCUCAAGAGAGGGGAUUUAGCAGUUCAUGAGAGAGUUCAUACAGGUGAAAAACCUUUCUUAUGUAAAAUUUGCUCUGCCUCAUUCAGACAGCAGGCACAUCUGAGAACUCAUGAAAGGACUCAUUCUGGAGAAAAGUCGUUCGUUUGUAAAUUAUGUUUGAAAUCGUUUGCAUAUAGGAGCCAAUUGAAAAAUCAUGAAAAGAUUCAUACAGAAACAUUCAAUUCAGUAGAAAGGUUGGAUGAAGAUGAUUUUAAUAUUCCUGAAGAAAAAGAUUUCAAGAAUGACUUGAGUAUUCAUGAAGAAAGUAUAAAAAUCGAGUUUACUAGCGAAGAUGUAGGUGGGGAUAUUACGGUAGAUGAAAAGCCUUUCGAGCUUAAUCCAGGUAAUUACAGAGUGUUUCCUAAUGCAGAGAACAUCUUCAGGAUCUAUUGUUAUGGAAAACAGUUUUUAUAA